This is a messenger RNA of Camponotus floridanus (Florida carpenter ant), 3304 nucleotides long. Its product is annotated as ELAV-like protein 3. Lineage: Eukaryota; Metazoa; Arthropoda; Insecta; Hymenoptera; Formicidae. Bases 1874 to 2995 code for a protein of 373 amino acids. The record is from RefSeq and is a predicted model, not a curated record. Gene Ontology annotation, molecular function: RNA binding. Gene Ontology annotation, cellular component: ribonucleoprotein complex. The transcript is spliced from 10 exons.
UAAUGACUGCAAAAAUCUCUCUGUAGCUGCACCGCGAUGUUUGGAAAUAUGUGCAUCGAAAUACGACGCACACAUAAUCAACCAAGCAACCCCCGACGAUCGGUAUUUGGAGGGUGCAGGCCGCCUAUUACGUCUGCGCGAAUUUCCACCCUUUUGCCGUCAUCGCCGAUUCCUCCGCGUCCCCUCACACUUCUUCGCAUCCAUCCCGUUCUCUCCUCUUCUUCCUAACUGAUCGCAUCUCUCCCGGUUUCUCCUUCACCUUUGACUAACGACAAUAACAGCGUCUGCGUACAUCGCCGCCAAUCUCCCUCGAUCGAGCUUUUUCCGCGAUUUUUUUCGCCCUGAGUCUAUCCCCUCUUUCUUUCCGCUCCCUCCGACGACCCGAGACGGUGGGGACGAUGGCGGGUGUCCAGAGGGUGCAACCGUCGACAUCGGAGGCCGGCCUCGUCAGUUUAGUUACCGCACCACAUAAAGGCAUUGCGUUGUAGACACCGUUAUACCCGCAACAUUCUUACUAUUUGCUUGCAUAUCUCCUAAUUUUUCUGACCCUUCAAUUCGGCAUAAAAAAAAAGAAAAAAAAAACAUUUGGUUCGGUAUAUCGUUCGUCGUCGUAAUCAAAAGCACAGUCAUCACCGUUGCAGUCAUCGUCGCCGUCGCCAUCGUCGUCGGAGUCGUCGCCGUCGUCGUCGUCGUCGUUAUUGUUGUUCUCUAAAAAUUCAGUUAUUUCCUACCGCUUCGUCCCGUUCACGUGUUUCGAUCGAGCGACAUCAUUAUCACCGGUUGAACGACGUCCGAAAAAUCGCGCCAAGAACAAAACACAGGGAAAAAUCUCGUGAACGUCGUGCGGGAAGAUAAGUUUACCGGACGAAAUCGGCUUAUCGAAGAUAAAGCAGAGGAGUGAUCUUCCGUGUUCUUCCAAUCUUCUAAUUUCAUUCGAUCCUCAACCUUGUACUCUCCGUCAUCUCGUAUUCCCGACUCGUCCUGCCGCAAGGAGCACUUUCUUAGUGUCCCAAUCGUUUAUCCAUCUCGAUCGACGAUCCCUCUGAUCGACGCGUCGCGAUAUCUCGAAGACGAUUCGAUCGUGAACGGAGAAUGGGAGUUGAUUGCGUUAGGGAGAGAGCGGUAUCGUGAGCAACAAGAUCGUCAGCUGGAAGAUACUUUAAUCGGCAGAGGAGACAUCGGCAAAGAGGGAAAAGAGAAAGAGGGACAAAAGGGAGAACGUUUCGCUGGUCGGGGUGGGAGUGAAAGAGAGACACUAGGUGUGUUUGUCGCGCGCGAGAUUUGUUUAUUUUCCGUCGCGAGUUAUAUGUCAAGUGCUCGCAAUUAUAUCCGAUUUAUGGAUUCGCGCGUUUUCGCGACAUUCAAUGUCGGAGCUCUCGCUUGACGAUCAGAAACUGGCUUCCAGAUCGAUCGUCGCGAUCGUCGCUUCGAGUCUCGCGUCGUAAUAGAAAAAUUUGUUGACAGAAUAAGAGAAAAUUGUACAAAGAUAUUACGAAAAACACGCACACGCGUUUAAAAUCGUGAUCGAGAUAAAUAUCGAGAGAGGGACGCGCAUAAAUAGGGACAAAAUAAAAGUAAUUAAAUAAAACCCACCGUCGUUCCGUUCUGCGCCCAGAUAUCGGCAUCCUCCAACCACUGAUUUUCAUCGUUAACCGUAGCGUGAUAACAGUGCACAUUGACGGUGGUGAGAACGAUAAAACGAGGAGAGGAGCCGGAGGCUCGCGCAAGGGCCGACUGCUCGCACGGUGCUCGGUUUCGUGUGCGACAAGGAGAGGAGAAACCAGUGACAGGCACGCCAGAGAGAAAGAGAGAGAGAAUAGGAGACCCUAACAGAUUUCGUACAUAGUUAGAGACGAUUCGUUAGAGGAUUGCAAUGAUGGCGAACGGAAUGGAUACAGUCGUACAACAAAACGGAGGAUCUACCCUCGGACAGACCUCGCAGGAGGAGUCGAAGACGAAUCUCAUAGUAAAUUAUUUGCCGCAGAGCAUGACUCAGGAUGAGAUUCGUUCUCUGUUCUCCAGUAUAGGCGAGGUCGAGAGCUGCAAGCUAAUCCGUGAUAAGCUUAGCGGUCAGAGUUUGGGUUACGGUUUCGUCAACUAUCACCGGCCUGAAGAUGCCGAAAAGGCUAUAAACACGCUCAAUGGUCUUCGUUUACAGAAUAAAACCAUCAAGGUAUCGUACGCGAGACCGAGCAGCGAGGCGAUCAAAGGUGCGAAUCUGUACGUUAGCGGCUUGCCGAAGAAUAUGGCGCAGCAGGAUCUGGAGAAUCUCUUCAGCCCUUACGGCAGAAUUAUCACGUCGCGAAUACUAUGCGACAACAUCACCGUACGACAGUUUGUGACCGGCGGCGGAGACAAUUUGCCCGGCCUGUCGAAGGGCGUCGGCUUCAUAAGGUUCGACCAGCGCGUCGAGGCCGAGCGGGCGAUCCAGGAGCUGAACGGCACCAUACCGAAGGGCUCGUCCGAGCCGAUCACCGUCAAGUUCGCCAACAAUCCCAGCAACAACAACAAGGCGAUACCGCCGUUGGCCGCUUAUCUCGCACCACAGGCCACGCGGCGCUUCGGCGGGCCGAUCCACCAUCCGACCGGCCGCUUCAGGUACAUUCCACUGUCGCCACUAUCCAGCACUGGCAAGGCCAUGCUUGCCAUUAACAAAGGCUUACAGAGUAGGUACAGUCCGCUGGCGGGCGACCUCCUCGCAAACUCUAUGCUGCCCGGUAACACGAUGAACGGCGCCGGUUGGUGCAUCUUCGUGUACAACCUCGCGCCCGAGACCGAGGAGAACGUGCUCUGGCAGCUGUUUGGGCCGUUCGGCGCCGUCCAAUCGGUCAAGGUCAUACGCGACCUGCAGACGAACAAGUGCAAGGGCUUCGGCUUCGUGACGAUGACCAAUUACGAGGAGGCGGUGGUGGCCAUACAGAGCCUGAACGGCUACACUCUGGGUAACCGGGUGCUCCAGGUCAGCUUCAAGACGAACAAGAGCAAGGCGGCGUAGGACGAGCAACAGGCGGCAGCGGCGGCGGUGGCUGCGGCUGCGGCCGCGGCAGCGGACGCGGCGGCGGUAGCGGCGCCGUACCAUCAUCGUCGCCAUCGGCUGCUACGUACCGCGGCGGUGGUACAGCUGCCGAUGCCGAUGCCGGCGGGUCAUCUUUACAACAAGCGGGGACCUGGCCAGAUACCGGGCGUUAUCGGUGGCAACAACAACAUCAACAUCAACAGUCACAUCGGGGGCGGCGGCGGCAUCUUUCAUGGUGGAAGCAAGGGCCAACGGCAGCCGUUCCUUCAACGUCUACCGUCGCGCAUA